This is a messenger RNA of Leptonychotes weddellii (Weddell seal), 1795 nucleotides long. RefSeq names its product methyltransferase 23, arginine (gene METTL23). NCBI's taxonomy places the organism in Eukaryota, Metazoa, Chordata, Mammalia, Carnivora, Phocidae. The record is from RefSeq and is a predicted model, not a curated record. Gene Ontology annotation, cellular component: cytoplasm; nucleus.
UUACGCGCGGCCCGCUUCCGGCGUGCGAGUCUCCGAGGCCGCUUGUCUUCCGUAUCUCUUUUCCCUGGUCUCCGGUGUCUUCUCACUGCGCGGCCACGGCGUCGCCGGAAGGGUGCUUUCCCCGCCCUUGCGUCGAGUUGCAGCGACCCGGCAGGGCCGCCAAGGGCCACGUGGCGCCGGUGAGGCGGCCCCAGCCGGCCAGGGGUUUCCCGCGCGCGCAGCCUGGCAGCCCGGCGCUCUUCGCUGUUCCCGGCCCGUCCGGGGGUCCCCGAUUCCCCCCUGGGCAAGCGUGGCCUCCGAGGGCAUGAGGUCCGGGCCCAGCGCUUUCGGUUCUUGGAGGAGCCUGGCCUGGGGGCCGAGGGGGCCGUACUGGAGGUCAGCGUCCCGCAGGUGCUGCAUCUGCAGUAUGGAAUGUAUGUUUGGCCCUGUGCGGUGGUCCUGGCUCAGUACCUGUGGUUUCACAGAAGAUCUCUGCCGGGCAAGGCUGUCUUAGAGAUUGGAGCUGGAGUGAGCCUUCCAGGAAUUAUGGCUGCAAAAUGCGGUGCUGAAGUGAUCUUGUCAGACAGUUCAGAGCUGCCUUACUGUCUAGAAAUCUGUCGGAAAAGCUGUGAAAUGAAUAACCUGCCACAGGUGCGUGUCGUAGGACUGACAUGGGGACAUGUAUCUCAGGAUCUUCUGGCUCUACCACCUCAAGAUAUUAUUCUUGCAUCUGAUGUGUUCUUUGAACCAGAAGAUUUUGAAGACAUCUUAACUACAGUCUACUUUUUGAUGGAAAAAAACCCCAAAGUCCAAUUGUGGUCCACCUACCAGGUAAGAAGUGCUGACUGGUCACUUGAAGCUUUGCUCUACAAGUGGGAUAUGAAAUGUGUCCACAUUCCUCUGGAGUCUUUUGAUGCAGACAAAGAAGAUAUAGCAGAAUCUGCCCUCCCAGGAAGACAUACUGUUGAAAUGCUGGUCAUCUCCUUUGCAAAGGACAGUCUCUGAAUUACACCUACAUACAGGUUCUUCUGGGACAAUGUCAAUACUAAUUAGCAACCUGGCAUGCCAACUAAGACUCAGACCACUUCAGCUUCUUGGGAGUACAAGCACUGAAUCUGAAGAUGGUCUGAUCUGUUGGCCUUAAAGAUGGUGGUGGGUCACCUAAACACUCAUGGGUUACAAAGCCAUGAAAACAAAAAUUAACAGACCUGUUAAAAAAAAAAAAAAAGGGGGGACUUGGAUUGUUCUUUAGAAAAAAAAAUAAAAAACGGCAUAAAUUAAGCUGAGAGACAGGGGUACCCAGAACCUCAAGAAAGUGCUACCUUAAGAGCAUUGAUUUUAGGGGUUAUGGGUGCUGAAAUGGCAUUUCCACUUUUUAACUUAGAAAAAAAGUCAACUACUAAACAUUUCACUUUCAUACUGUACAGUCAGUAACAAUUCACAAGGUAAUUGCACAGGUCUUUCAAAUAAAGGGGGGGAAAAAGACCAAGACAUAUUCUGAGAAAAGCUAACACCAAGAAAACGUUUUAAUUAAACUACAGAAACAAUGGUUAUAGUACAGAAUUUUCAUGAGCAAAAAGAUACACCAUGUUAUAAGUACUUACAAAGUUACAAACCAUUUUGCUUCCUUAACAUUUUCCAUAUUUUAAGUUCAUACAUGAAGAUGAUCAGAUAUACCAUUUUGGGGGAAGGGGGAAAAAAAGGUGUAUUUAUCAUCAGCUAGAUGUGCUCACUGUAUGCUCCGUUAUUUAUAUGCAAGGCCCGGGUGACUGGAAGUGCAGUUGUCAGGCAUUUUAAUAAACUGGACAGCCAUUUG